AGGAUGUAUUACUAACGGAUGGUCACUUCACACAGAGUGAUAUUGCUACAAAUUAUCACAAAUUGGCCGGAAGGACUGUUAGGUCACGGUUGGAUUGACAACUUGUAAGGAGUAUAUCUUUGACAUGUGAUGGGAUCUGGAAUCCCACUUUGGUCUCUCAAUCAACGAGUGGGAAAUUAUCAAGUGUGAGUGGACAUCUUAAAAAAACACAUGAGCUGCUACAAUUUCAAUCACAGGAUGCAGCCACAGUCUGGUCUCGCCCACUGAAUGACGUACACAAUCAGGAGCCGAUUUAAUAUUCAUGCUAAAGAAGGCUGGGUCGACUUCCAGGAACAGCUUGUUGAUAAACACACACACAUGAUAGUCGGACUGUGCUUAGCUGGUAUCCUUUAUAAGAGAUCAAGCUACAUUUUGAUGUCACUGCUCAGUAUAUAUACACACACACACAGGAACAAGUAGCUGCAUACUCCCAAGGAACACGUAGCUGCAUACUCCCAAGGAACACGUAGCUGCAUACUACCAAGGAACACGUAGCUGCAUACUACCAAGGAACACGUAGCUGCAUACUCCCAAGGAACACCUAGGUUUGCAUUCUCCCAAGGAACACAAAGCUGCAUACUCCCAAGGAACAUGUCACUGCAUACUCCAAAGGAACACGUAGCUGCAUACUCCCAGGAAAACGUAGUUGCAUACUCCCAAGGAACAUGUAGUUGUAUACUCGCAAGGAACACGUAGUUGCAUACUUGUAAGGAACACGCGCAUACUCGCAAGGAACACGUAGCUGCAUACUUGCAAGGAACACGUAGCUGCACUUGCAAGGAACACGUAGCUGCAUACUCGCAAGGAACACGUAGCUGCAUACUCGCAAGGAACACGUCACUGCAUACUCCAGGGGAACACGUAGCUUCAUACUUGCAAGGAUUAUAUAUCUUCAAACGAAUUGUAAGGGACUCAAUCAUAUAUACUUGGUUUGCGGUAACACCACGUGUGUAUCUUCUUGCCAGAUAGAUUUCUGAUUUCGACCAGCUUGCUCUAGUCAUCGUCGGGAGAUGAGCUCACAAAUGAUGGUGCACACGUAAUAGUGAGGCUCGGAGUUUAAAAUAGUCUGGUUCUGUUUUAUGCAAGAUUGCCUAAUAGUUUGAAAUUACACGGAUGGCGACAGGGUGAUGAUUUAUUUAUAGGAUGGCCCUUGAUGCAAUGAGAACAGACUCUUCGCCCUUUAUGAACUCAAGUGAUACAGGAAUCACACCCAACAUACUCCAGAAGUCUGGAAACCAUACUAAAGCAGUCUUUGCGAAGUUAUGGAACACCACGUUCUUUCAGAAUGGAGGGAUAGUUAAUGCAACUGAGAGUCCUGAAGUCUUCCAGUGGUCGAUGAUGCUCAACUUCUUCAUGAUGGGAUUCUUAAUGGUGACAGGCAUUCUGGGUAAUGUCCUCAUCGUUGCCGUGUACUUACAGAAUCGACGGAAGCGUCAGUCAACCGCAAAUUAUUUUCUCUGCAGUCUCGCUAUAGUGGAUCUAAUUGUUUGUUUAAUCGCAAUUCCGGUUCAUCUUCAUUUGGAGUAUUCAGCAUUUAACCGCCCUAUUUUUGCCUUAGAAUGCGCCCUUUUCGCGUAUAUUUGGCAUGUGGUGAUGUUUGGCUCAGCGUGGAUGUUAGUCGGUAUCUCGAUCGAUCGGUACUACUGCCUCUGCCAACCAUUUAUCUUGAGGACUCAAGCGAGACACGUCACGCGGACCAUUCUGAUAAUUUGGGCUUCUACCGUCAUCAUCUCGAUCCCGACCUCCUUCUUUUACGACGACCAAUGUCAGAGGUUAACGUUCAUUACGAGGUCAGAGCGGCUCGGCAUUGCCCUGGCUGAGAGUCUAGUGAGUCUGAUCAUCCCGCUACUCAUCAUUACGAUUGCUUAUGCUAAAAUCUUCUGGGUGAUCUCCAAACGGAACAACGAAACACAGAAUGCGAGCCAUCGGCAGAAACUUAUGCACAACACGCGGUAUAUCGUCGCGAAGCGACUCUUACUGGUCAUUGGUGCCUUUGUCUUAUGCUGGUUGCCGAGGAUGAUAGCCGAGAUCUACACUGCCUCGUUACAGGAGGAACAAACACAGAUAACACAAACGCUAUACAUUUGUCAAACUAUUGUGCCUUACUUUAACUCUAUACUGAAUCCUAUAUUGUACUCGUUGAUCAACCCAAAAUUCCGUCACGGAUGUCGGAGAAUUCUGCUGAGCUGUUUGGGGUACUUUGUGCCCAUGCCUGCAGCUGCAGCUAAGUAUACGUGUAGAAGUAGUAGUGCGUUAUACCACUAAGGGCCUUGCUAAUACGCUUCAAAUACUUGGUAAUAUAAAAAAAAAAUUGGUUAAUGGUUCUGUGGUACAUUCUAGAAAUACAGGCUGUGGUUUCAGGGAACCUCUUCAGGUUAAUUUUGAUUCGCUUUAUCACAAUGUAGCAUGCAACACUAUACUGUCCCCAAAACAGAUCCCCAUCCCUUUUUAGUUUAAGACAGAUAAUGUCAUUCAAUUAAAAUUCUAGCUAAACACAAGAUCACUGCAAAAUGGUACAUUUAACUCGUAAACUUCAAGUCAAAGCUUAAAAUCUUAACACUCAAUAGACCUUUAUCAUUGGGUAUCAGGGGUGGAUUUCACAAAGAGAUAAGACAAGGCUUAUCUUGAAGCUGCCUAACUUAGGACUAGCCUUAAGGUUUUAAUAACUCCUAAAGAGUCCUAGGACUAGUCCUAAGUUAAGACCAUCUUAGUGACAUCACCCAUGGGGUGGAUUUCACAAAGAGUGAAGACUAGUCUUAGGACGAGUUACUCGUCCUCACUUAGGACUAGC
This is a messenger RNA of Asterias rubens (European starfish), 2830 nucleotides long. RefSeq names its product D(2) dopamine receptor-like. Gene Ontology annotation, biological process: G protein-coupled receptor signaling pathway. The transcript has 2 exons. Gene Ontology annotation, molecular function: G protein-coupled receptor activity. Gene Ontology annotation, cellular component: plasma membrane. The coding region runs from base 1183 to 2304 and encodes 373 amino acids. NCBI's taxonomy places the organism in Eukaryota, Metazoa, Echinodermata, Asteroidea, Forcipulatida, Asteriidae. The record is from RefSeq and is a predicted model, not a curated record.